Didymella exigua CBS 183.55 is the source of this 1203-nucleotide messenger RNA. RefSeq lists its product as uncharacterized. The coding region runs from base 257 to 1069 and encodes 270 amino acids. The record is from RefSeq and is a predicted model, not a curated record. Lineage: Eukaryota; Fungi; Ascomycota; Dothideomycetes; Pleosporales; Didymellaceae. The transcript is spliced from 2 exons.
AGCUGCUACCGUCAAGCCACUACCUUCGUCAAGCCGAGACAGUCACGGGUGAGGAUAAAUCUGGGUUCUCGAUCAACGCCUAAACAGGGGACCGGGUUGGAUCUGCGGGGACGACACAUGGACUUCAGCUGUGAUGCAGCUCUCACGUUGUCGCCGGAGGUCAUCGAGAACCAUGGCUGAGUGAAAGCAUAUAAAGACGCGUUGAACGUCUACAGAGGCUCGAUAUGCACUUCGCUGAGAUACGAUCCAAGGCAAAAUGCACUUCUUUACAGUCACCGCCCUACUGGCCUCUUUGGCUACCCCUACUGUGUAUGCAGCUGCGACAACCAAAUCAUUCGUUGCUUGUAGCACUGGCUAUGGUCCCAAGUCAACCUCUUCCUUGAAGACCGUUUCCAAGAUCUUGACGUUACCUCUCACGGCUACUCGCAUCACAGUAGUCAUACCCAAGGCGACUGUCACGCCCAAAACGACCGUCACCUCCACCUCUACGGCGACUUCAACAAGUAGCACAACGCUUACGCUGCCACAAUCAACUUCUGUUUUCACGGAGACACUGACGAACUCGUUCUUCGAGACCAAAAGCGAGACAGUAACCGUGUUCACGACGUCGACUACCCUCACGACUACAACAGAUACUGGUGGCACGACCACAGUUGCAGCGUCCGCCGGCUUUGUAUCGAUUGAGUCGUCUAUCCCAAAUUCACAGAAGAAAAGGCGCGCUAUUGCUGGCAAGCCGGUAGAUGCACGGGCUGAAAUGGGCUUGGUCGACCGAGCCGCUCCGAAGAAGUACCAUCUUAAGUUCCUUCCUGGAGGAGGAGUCACGGUUUCCCCUGCGUUUUAUCCGACUGCUGUUGGGUGUGGAGGCUUCGUGGCUGUGAUUACGACCAAGUUAAUCACGAAGACUGCAGCUAAGACGAAGACUCUUACGGCUCCUCAGCCUACCUCCUACGUUACAAGUACCUCCACAGAAGUUACGACUGCCACUAUCACACCCAUAGUUGCCUCGACGACCGUGACAGAGAUUGCUUCGGUAAGAACAAAGGCGCCCCCCCCGAUGCAAACAUACUGAUUACCCAUCUAGACCACGCAAACUACCACGACCACCUUCUCAACCACCUCCACUGUCAGUGAGACAGUCACCGUCACCGAGAGCGCGCCGCAAGCAACUUUUUACGCAGGAUGCGCCGACGACAACAUCAUCUU